AUGACAGGCUUGUUAGAUUCACGUGAACAUGAGUAUUUUUUAGCUGCCUUGGAAGUUGUCAAGGAUGCUGGACGGCUUGUACGCGAUGCUUUUGACACUCCAACCAGUGUGGUUCAAACCAAAGCUUCUGCAACUGAUUUGGUAACCGAAACCGAUCAAGCCGUUGAAAAAUUAAUUAUCAGUACACUCAGCAAGAAGUUUCCAGAUCAUAAAUUUAUUGGAGAAGAAUCUGUAGCGGACGGCAUGAAGAUUGAGUACACUGAUGCACCGACAUGGAUCAUCGACCCUAUCGAUGGUACUACAAACUUUGUUCAUAGGAUUCCUAUGAUUGCCAUUUGUGUUGGACUCGCAAUCAAAAAGGAACUGAGAGCCGGUAUCGUAUACAAUCCGAUCACUAAGGAACUGUUCCAUGCUCAGGCUGGACGGGGGGCUUUCAAAAACGGUUUGCCAAUCCAUGUUUCGAAUACUAAAGCAUUGAGCCAAUCAUUAUUAGCGGCAUCACUUGGUAUUCACAACAUAACAAAUUUCGGGAAAGCUUGGCUUGAGGUAUCUCAAGGAAAUAUGCGAAGACAAGUCGAAGCUGGUAUUAGAGGACAUCGUUCUUUUGGAUCUGCUGCAAUUAAUAUGAUCAUGGUGGCUCAAGGCUGUUGUGAUGGUUAUGUUGAAUACGGGUUGCAUGCUUGGGAUAUUGCUGCAGCUGCUGUGAUUGUGCUAGAAGCUGGUGGUGUUGUUAUAGAUCCUACAGGUGGCCCAUUCAAUGUCAUGUCGAGAAAAGUUCUUUGUACUGGAACUGAUGAAUUAGCCAAAUCUAUGAGUGGCUUACUUGUGCAUGCUGACUACGAGCCAGAAGCUUAA
This is a messenger RNA of Auanema sp. JU1783, 855 nucleotides long. NCBI's taxonomy places the organism in Eukaryota, Metazoa, Nematoda, Chromadorea, Rhabditida, Rhabditidae. The record is from the annotation of a GenBank genome assembly.